CACAGACACACAGUAUUCAAGAAUUUGUACUGCGCUUUAUUGUUGUGUGUGAUAUUAUUAUUUAUUGUAUUAUUCCCUUUGGCUUUCCAUCACUGACCUUUCCCUUUCCCCUUUCCCCUUUCCCACUCACUCCUCCACUUACCAACAACGAAUGUCUUGCUCUCUCUCUCUCUCUCUCUCUCUCUCUCUUCUUUCCCAGGUAAGUAAAACACUCCAUAGCUACUGUCUUCCAUGAAACUGAAGAAAUGAUAGAGAGAGGCAAGAGGGAAAUCGAAAUCGAAUUCGAAAUCAAAAUAAAAAUCCCAACUUUUUCCAUCUUGCUAUUGAUACCCUUGUUGUUGUUGUUGUUAUUAUUACCUCGUGGGUUUUGCGUUUCUCUAAACCCACAAAGUGUGGGCAUCGACCCACGAGAUAAAGCUGCAAUCUUGGAGCUCAAAUCCCACUUUGAAGGCGGCGGCGAUAAUGGCUUCUCCAUCUCCAACCGCUCCGGCCGGCUCACGGCGCUCAACCUCUCCGCCCUCAACUUGACCGGAGAAAUCCACUCCUCUCUCUGCAACCUCUCUCUCCUCGAAACCCUCAUCCUCUCCCACAAUUCCCUGCGUGGGCCCAUCCCCUCCUGCUUCAGUCUCUUGAGGAACCUCAAGGUUUUGGAUCUUAGCUACAAUGCCUUCCAUGGCUCCGCCCCUCAAGCCGUCGCCACGCUCAACCAGCUGGCGGUUCUUGAUCUCAGCCAUAAUGUGUAUUCCGGUGAGAUUCCGGCGUGGAUUGGGAAUUUCUCUUCCAAACUCGAGAGGCUCAAUUUGGGGUUUAACAAUUUCAGUGGGGAGAUGCCUGCUUCCUUGUAUUCUGCAAUGUCAUUGCUCUAUCUGGAUUUGUCCCACAACAAUCUCACCGGAGUUGUUGGUGAUUUCCGGCAGGCUCUGGUGCAGCUCAGCCUCGACUCGAAUUCGUUUUCGGGCACUCUGCCCUGCUUCUUGCCGGCUGCUGAGUCCCUCUCAGUGCUCAACUUAGCAAGAAACUCCAUUUUAGGAGGGAUUCCAGCUUGCAUUUCUGCUUGUCAUGAGCUGACACAGCUCAAUCUCUCAUUCAACCUACUAGAAUAUGGGAUUUCUCCAAGAUUGGUUUUUUCUGAGAAGUUGGUUGUUUUGGACUUGAGCUUCAACAAGCUGUCUGGACAUCUUCCAUCCACUAUUGUCGGGUCGCCUGGCAAGUCCGGCCUCUUGCUCUUUGAUGUGUCGAAUAAUCUGUUGACGGGCGAGAUUCCAUCAUCGAUCACGGAGCUGAAGAACUUGAAGGCCUUGUUUCUCUCCCAGAAUCUUCUCAGUGGAGAGAUUCCGGAGAGAAUUGGGAAUCUGACAUAUCUUCAAGUGAUUGAUCUGUCGCAUAAUGCUCUGUCUGGAAACAUUCCUUUGAACAUUGUUGGUUGCUUUCAGUUGCUGGCAUUGAAGCUGAACAACAACAAUAUUUCUGGUGAGAUUCCUCCUGAGCUUGAUGCAUUGGAUAGCCUGAGGAUAUUGGCUCUGAGCAGCAACAGAAUCUCCGGGGAGAUCCCCCUCACGUUGGCAGGGUGCAAGUCGUUGGAAGUUGUCGAUUUGAGCUCGAACGAGCUCUCUGGCUCUCUCAAUGAUGCUGUGUCCAAAUGGUCCAAGCUCAGGUUUCUCUCCCUGUCACAUAACAUGCUCAAUGGAACCCUACCGAGUUGGCUGUUCACAUUCGAAGCAAUCAAGACGAUCAAUCUCUCCGGGAACAAGUUCUCCGGCUACAUACCAGAUGGUAGUUUCAACACCAGUUCAAAUUUCAAUCACAGGGAUGCUGUUGGUGGAUCAGAGUUUAGUCAGCAAUCAGAUGUUGGAAUGCAAAUGCAGGUCUCUAUAGUGAGAAAUGAGCUCAUCUUCGACUAUGAGCUCACUACCCGAAGUGGGAUCGACAUCUCAGAUAAUGCACUCAGGGGGGCUAUCCCAGCAGGGCUCUUUGGAUUGCAAGGUUUGGAGUAUCUAAACCUGUCGUAUAACUUCCUCGACGGCCAAAUUCCGGCGGGUAUGGGGAAGAUGUGGAGUUUGGAGGUGCUAGACUUGUCUCACAACUCCUUCUCAGGCUCCAUUCAAGAAAACAUAUCAAGUCUUGGAAACCUAAUGCUGUUGAAUAUGUCCUAUAACUGCCUCUCCGGGAUCAUCCCGACGAGGCAGGGCUACUGGAGGUUUCCCGGGGCGUUUGCCGGCAACCCCGGCCUCUGCCUCGACUCGGCCUGCCACGGCCCCGCCGUGCCAUUCAGAGAUGGGAACGAGCAGGGGCUGAUCUCAGUGAGGAUUUUGUGUGUAACUAGUUUUGUUAGUUUCUAUGCAGGUGUUAUUGGUCUUUGUUGCUAUGGUCAAACCAGAAACUACAUGUUGCAGACCAAGAACUACUGAUUUUUAUGGUAGACAAGAUUAGUGUUA
Molecule: messenger RNA, 2435 nt
Organism: Salvia miltiorrhiza (redroot sage)
Lineage: Eukaryota; Viridiplantae; Streptophyta; Magnoliopsida; Lamiales; Lamiaceae
Product: receptor-like protein CLAVATA2
Exons: 1
Coding region: 246-2408 (720 amino acids)
Molecular function (GO): protein binding
Source: RefSeq, a predicted model, not a curated record